This is a messenger RNA of Pecten maximus, 13633 nucleotides long. RefSeq names its product forkhead box protein O-like. The record is from RefSeq and is a predicted model, not a curated record. The transcript is spliced from 2 exons. Gene Ontology annotation, cellular component: nucleus. Gene Ontology annotation, molecular function: DNA-binding transcription factor activity, RNA polymerase II-specific; RNA polymerase II cis-regulatory region sequence-specific DNA binding. NCBI's taxonomy places the organism in Eukaryota, Metazoa, Mollusca, Bivalvia, Pectinida, Pectinidae. Bases 218 to 2191 code for a protein of 657 amino acids. Gene Ontology annotation, biological process: regulation of transcription by RNA polymerase II.
AUGCAGCUACUAGCCGAGGUCUACCUGUCAAUGUUUUGAUUGUGAUACAUGUGUGGAUGAAGGCAAUGGAAGCUGUCAUGGAUUAUAUUCUGAAGACGUUGUGAUUUUGGAUUACUCUCUUAUCAAUGAUACGGUGUGGAGAUACAUCGAUAAUACGAAAGUGCAGUAAAUCUGCUUGAUUUCUGGCGUUCUCCCUGUGGCUCGCUUUGGAUCCAAAAUGGACGCACAACCAGAAAUAGAUCCGAACUUCGAGCCACAAACGAGAGCCAGGAGCAACACUUGGCCUUGCAGGCCACGUGAACCGAUUAACGAUACACAAAGUUCACCAGCAUCUGACGAAUGUGCGUCAGAAAAUGCAAUAAAACAGGAAAAUGUGACCUUAAACAAGAAGACAUCAUCUCGGCGUAAUGCGUGGGGAAAUCUCUCGUAUGCUGACCUAAUUACGAAAGCUAUACAAAGUUCGACUGAACAGCGACUUACACUGUCACAAAUUUACGACUGGAUGGUCCAAAAUGUACCAUACUUUAAAGAUAAAGGAGACAACACAAGUUCGGCAGGUUGGAAGAAUUCCAUACGACACAACUUGUCCUUGCACAGUCGGUUUAUGAGGAUUCAAAAUGAAGGCACAGGCAAGAGUUCAUGGUGGGUCAUCAAUCCUGAUGCCAAACCCGGUAAAACACCACGUAGACGUGCUGGUAGCAUGGAAACAAAAAGUUACGAGAAACGACGGGGACGAGUGAAGAAGAAAGUGGAAGCUUUACGUGCAGCUCUAGAGAAUAACAACAGUCCAUCGUCCACUACGGACGACUAUCUUACAGACUCUCCGCUGGGAUUCCAGCUCAGUCCAGAGUUCCGUCAGAGGACAAGUUCAAAUGCCAGUAGUUGUGGCCGCCUCUCCCCCAUACAGGCUGGAAUUGAGCCUGAUCUCCAUGACAACCAGGUACCACCUAUGUCACCUAUCCCAUGGGGAAGUGAGGAGGGUACUGUGCCUAGUUAUGACCAGCUUGGACAGUAUGAUCAGCUGGUAGACACUCUAGUUGACAGCAUGAAGCUGGGGGAGAGUGGCCUCAGUCUAAGUAUUGACAAUGGUGGAGGACUGGGGGGCCUGGAAGGUGAUAUAGAAAUGCUGACAGAGUCCAGUUUACAACAACAGCUCAUGCCUCCCAGUGACAAUAUAAAUCUGUCCCAGUAUAGUGAUCAAAGUGCCAACUAUGAUGAUGCUCAGUACAGGAACAUGCCUGCCCCACCCCCAUACAGGGACGCCAUGCGCCGCAGCCCCCAACAGCAGGGUGUGGACCAGCUCCCACAAAAUGGCAACUUUUCAGAUCUGGGUAUUUCCCAGCAGAAUACCCUCAGGAUGUAUGGACAGACAACAGAUACAGGUCUGUUUACAGGUGACAUGUUGCUGCAACAGGCCCGUAUUAGCCCCAGCUCCAGUCAGCUCAGUGUAAACACUCAACAGCAACAGUUGUCCUCCCCUGCCAGAUCUCCUCAAGGUUGCCAGCAGAUCAGCCCCUCCCAGUUUGAUAGUCGGGUGGGGUUCUCUCCUUCCCCUCAAGGCAAGCAACUUUCCCCUCAGCUCACCAGUCGCCAGCAGCACUCAAUCCUGCAGCAAUGUCUGGAGGCGCCUUCAGACUCACUGUUGAGGGCAGCCCUCACACAAAACUCUGGUCUGACUCAGCAGAAAACACUCCCCUACCCACAGAUGUCCAUGUCCUCUGCACCCUCCACACAGCCACAGUACAAUGUUCGUUAUGGUAACACACAGCUCAAUAUGAGGCCACAACAACCUGCUCCGGGUCUUAAUGGAAUCAACAAUAAUGUUGCCUCCACAAUGCACCAACAACAACAACAAACACAACAGCAGCAGCAGCAAAUGGGUCAUGGUCUGUUGGGUAAUAUUGGGAGUGUUCCUCGUCAGUCUUCUGACAGUCCUCAACUUGUGCUUUCCUCAUCCAACAGACAGAACAUAUCACCUCAGGAUCAGGGGUUGGGUAAUAUGCCUCCCACUGCUCCCAGCUCAAAUUCUCUUAAUGAAAUUGAUGCUGAUUUCUUUGAUUUGGGAUGUGACAUGGAACAGGUGCUCCAACAUGAACUCAGUCUUGAAGGCAAUUUAGAUUUCAACUUUGAUACAGUAAAUAACAGCUCCUCAACGUCUUCUGGAACAGACACUCAGAAUUUGGUACGAUAAUGAUGGUUGAUGUUUAGAACUUCUAUAAUUAGUGGUUCGUCAAUUGAGGGCCAAAGAAGUCCAUACACACCUUUGUAUGUGAUAAUGGCUCUCUCCUGGCGGGUCUCAAGUGUUGUGCUUUAGGACUCUGUACCAAGGGAGCCUUACUGUGUGAAACUCCCCAAGCGGGCCAGUCCUAUUAUUGGUUGGGCUAUUCUGCCGUAAUCAACCGACAAAUCUGUCUUAGUUCAGCCUUUGCCUAAGCUGGAAGUACUAUGUAGUACUCCAUGCAACAAAUAGAAUGAGUGUACAUAUACAUACAAAGAAGGGCUGAAUUAACAUGUUUCACUAUAUACAAUUGUGUUGUAUGGAGGAAAAACAAAGUGACCUCAUCAACAUUUUGAUCGCCAACAGUUGUCUCCCCUGCAAUCCACGAAGACAAUAUCAGUGUUAGGAGGAUGUGUUACAUUGAAAAAAAUGGGGUGUUGUGAAGAGGGGUGCUUAUUGUCAAUACAUACUGUAUGAUAUAGUAUGUCAGUGUAAGUCUAGAACUGCACUCCCUUAUUGGAAUUGCUGCAUUGUAAGAAUUUAAGCUCUGGUAUGAACCCAAAUUUGUGUGUUACAUAAUGUAAUAUAUCAUAUAUAUUUUCUCUUGCAUAUGGAAAAAUACAUGAUUACAAUUAAAUACACACUUCCAUUGCAUUUUAAUUUAUUGACCUAUGCUCCAACAGUGUAAUGUUAUACUGUUUUAUAGCCAUCAGACAUUUGGGUGUCUUAAAUUUUCAUUAAAUUAUGUUGUUCAACGAAGUAGAUUUAUUUUUAAGUUGUAGACUAAGACUACCAUAUCAUGUAAACUCUGUAAAUAAGUAUACAUGUAUGGUGUUUAUCAAUGCAGCACAGCCAGAACAUAUAUGUCUAAUAAGGUCUUUACCUCCAGUAUUUUUGAGGUUGCAGCAUAGAUCUUUGUUUCUGUGAAAAAGUUGCAAUAAAACUUUAGGCUCCAACACAGGGAGUCAGAGUCUUACCUUCAAAAUUUACAUAUUUCUUGGCUUCAACACACAGUCUUGGUUUCAACUUUUACUAUAGUCACAGUACAUUCAAUGUAAAGACAAUUUUCACCUCUUAAUGCCAAGUACAUAUCAUCCCCAGGGACGGGUAAAACAGCACUAUCACAUAUACCAGUACAUGUCGCCCCUGGGGAGGGUAGAAUGACCUUAUCACAGUCUGGUACAUGUCACCCUGUCGCCCUCCGGGGAGGGUAGAACAACACUAUCACAGACUGGUACAUGUCAUCCUGUCGCCCUCCGGGAAGGGUAGAACAACACUAUCACAGACUGUUACUUGUCACCCCUGGGGGAGGGUAGAAAAACAACAUCACAGACGGUUACGUGUCACCCCUGGGGAGGGUAGAACAACACUAUCACAGACUGUUACAUGUCACCCUGGGGGAGGAUAAAACAACAUUAUCACAGACCGUUACGUGUCGCCCCGGGGGAGGGUAAAACAACACUAUCACAGACUGCUACGUGUCGCCCCGGGGGAGGGUAAAACAACAUUAUCACAGACCUGUACGUGUCGCCCCGGGGGAGGGUAAAACAACACUAUCACAGACUGCUACGUGUCGCCCCGGGGGAGGGUAAAACAACACUAUCACAGACUGUUACUUGUCGCCCCGGGGGAGGGUAAAACAACACUAUCACAGACUGUUUCGUGUCACCACGGGGGAGGGUAACACAACAUUAUCACAGACCUGUACGUGUCGCCCCGGGGGAGGGUAGAACAACACUGACAUUACAAUGCUAUAACACUGGUUCACCUGCAGUUCUUUAUCAAAUAUGUUUGCAUAACAUGUGGCUUUCAAGAAAAGUAUCAAUUUCAAAACUUAUUUUUUACAUCUAGCAAUCAUCUUCAUCGAAAUUGACUGCUUGAGUGUAUUUUGUGUACAUGUGAAAUGUGUUCACAUUUUUUAGAUCAUGCUUAUAAAAGUAUGUUAAGUUGUAUUUUGUCAGAUUCAUAUUAAAGUUUUCAUAAUACUUGUAGAUAUAAAUAAAUAUAUAUAUAUGUAUACAACUAACAUAAUUAUGACAGUUAAGUGAUGUUAGCAAUUGUAUCUUGUCUCAGAUUUCGUGCUAGGUGUGUGUGAUGUGUGCUUGCGAAGUGCUCGAGUUUAAACUUAUAAAUGUAACACAUUUUAACUACCUGAAAAAGAUAAGAAGGCAGUAAGAAUUGAUGAACCAGGCAGGGUUUGCUUUGAAUUAUAUUGGGUCAUUUUGUUACUUAAAAAUUAUUUUGAAUUUCAUUGCAAUAGAUAUUAGUGAAUCUGAUCAUGAAGGUUAUAGCAUGUCCAGUAAUCUAUAACAUAUCCUGUACCUGUAGUAGGGGUUAGAGAUAUCACUUGAUUAUACUUUAAGGACUAGAAAGAUCACUAAGCAUUACUUUUAUCAAUGGCCUUCAUUUUUCCAAAUAUCAAUAAAGGUAUUUUCUUUACAAAUUUUAAUUUCUGCAGACUUAAUGAUUUGGUUUGAAGAGCAAUUUUUCCUCUUUUGAUGUUUGAAUAUUAUAUGCCAUGGAAGACAAAAUCAACUACUACACUAAGGGUUAACAUAGGAUGAGUUCUCUGGAGACAAAGAGACUGCAUGCAGCCAAUACCACUGGUAUGGCUAUAUGGCAGGGUCAAAGUUCACACCAGCUGGUUAGCUGCUCUAGUUAGUGGUUUUACAUAGGCCCUAUUGUCUGCUUCUCAAGCAACAUGUUACUAUUUAUAAGUCAUCAAUACUAAAUGCUGCAUACAAAACUAGCUGUAAGUAUAUUUACAUGACAAUAGACAUGGUAGUAGUCUGUGGUGUCUAUAUAUAAAAUCCUAUUGAUUUUUUCUGCUAUGGGUAUAGCUAGGCCUGUCUGAGGUCACUUUAUCAAUGUACUUUGAAAUGUUCCAUCAUUUCUCAGUAUGUACAUUUUAUUGAAAAAAAAACCCAGAUGUAGGCAUGUUUUUAUAAGGUUAAUCAUAAAACAACUUACUUUCUGAUAUUUCUAUUACCACGUAAUGUAUUUAAACUGUAUUAGACCUAAUAAGUGCCCCCCACUUUUUUCAGUGGGCACUAAACCUGUUACUAAGGAUGGGAGAUACAUAAAACGUUUCUUACCUCAAGACUUCUGUUUUGUCAAUUUUUGCUACAUAAAGGUAUGAAAAUGAAAAAAAAAAGUAAUUUUUCCACCCAGAUUUCACAUGGAAACAUUUUCCAGUAUAUGAUUUUAUUAAGCAUAUCAUUUUUGUGUUUUUUUAAGCACACUAGUACACCUUUUAGGUCAAAUAUGGCUUAUAUAUAUACUGAACGAAACUGGAAAAGACCAUUUUUAAUUUCUUUUUUAUUCUACUGCAGUUUUAUUGACAUUGGCUCAGGCAGUAGCUACUAGGUAGUUAUACUCUUUACUAUCCUAGUGUGGUUCAGACAAUAUUUCUUGGUUUCCAGAAGGCUUGAUGUUACUAUGUUAUAUUCUCUGCUAUCCUUGGGUGGUGCAGUCUACUGUCUUGAAUGGUAGGGCUACACAUGCCCCUACCAGAUCGGGGACUUGGCCUGCCCCUGCCUGACUUAAAAAGGGGUCUGCGCUAGCACUGCCCUCUAUCCAACUGAGGAAUAGAGCUGCCCUCCCCUACCAGACUUCAGGACAGUGCUGCCCCCUGUCUGAGUGACUGGCAGAGAGCAAUGAUACAGGUGUCCUUUCCACACUGCCAUUGAUUUUUCUGAGUAAGUGGAAUUCAUUAAUGUGUGGUGCUGACCUAUAAAGGCUAGCCUGCUGCAGAUGCUGGCAAUGUGCAGGUCACCCAGGGAUUCUUAGUAUUGAUCAGACUAGCCACAGGCAGUUGUCCAUGUAGGGUUCUCCUAAAACUAGUGUUGUAAGCUAAUCACAUCUCCAAAUACUAAUGUAUAUAGGGAGGCUAAAACAGCUUAAGUAGACCCAUCUAAUCACCAAGGUUCUCCUUUCACCACAGUCGAUCUAAGAGCACUUGUGUAGUGUUUCACUUUAAUCGGUAUAAAUUCUUCUGUUAACCUGAAUACUAGUAUAUGGUAGUGUGAUAUUGUCAACAGUCAGUACCGCUGUGCCUUUAUGGGUUAUCUCAGUAAUAGUACCUAAAUACACCCAACUAGUACUGUAAUGUGACACACAAACAACGGACUUUGGUUGUAACCAGUAUAUAUUAACCUUCUGUAUAUGGUCCAGUCACUGCUGACCCGUAAUUACAAUGUAAUAACGGGUGUGUCAAUGGUUAUCACUGCUAUAGGUCAUUGUGUCAGAUUGGUAGGCUCCUUAAAUGGAAUGGUUUGGAUGAAAUGAAUUACUAGACUAAGAAAGUAAAAAUUGUCAAAUGUGUUAUGGGUUCAGUAUUAUUUAAGAUCUAAAAUAGCCAUGCAGAAGUUUUCUGCAAGGUCUUUAUGCAGCAAACGCUUGUCAUUUUCCUGAUUAGGUGUACUUUCAAGGAAGGCAAAGAAUGUAAAUCAGUUGGCUGUGUUUUGAUUCCAUUUGUAUGGCUAAGAAGCAGCUGACUGGUUCAAUUUCAUUUGUAUGGCUAAAAACCGGCUGACUGUGGUUCGAUUUCAUUUGUAUGGCUAAGAACCGACUAACUGUGGUUUGAUUUCAUUUGUAUGGCUUAGAACCAGUUGACUGUGGUUUGAUUUCAUUUGUAUGGCUAAGAACCAGCUGACUUGUUUGUUUUUAUUUGUAUGGCUAAGAACCGGCUGACUGUGGUUUGAUUUUGUUUGUAUGGCUAAGAACCAGCUGACUGGUUUGAUUUCAUUUGUAUGGCUAAGAACCACCCAACGGCUAAUGAUAGAUAUUAACAUGUGUUGUGUAGAACUGUAAUUGCUUUAGAGAGCAACAUAGAGGAAGUGCUGAAGCAGUAGCUGGCUGAAGGGAAGCAGGUUCACUUCUAGAUAAUUGUCCAUAAUUCAGAAAUUAUAGCAUACUUCCUAUAGGUAGGGCAUUUGGGGACUCAUUUCUACACCAAACUGAAAAGUUGAUGUUUCCUGGUAAUAUAUACAAAGCUGGCAACUGCGACAAGAUCUUCACUUUAAACACAACCAAACACUUAGCUCAUACUAUUUCCUUUCAUGGACUAUUGGUAAUGUUUUGUUCAAUAUCGGCUGAAAAGUAUUUUUUUUUUGCAGUGAUGAGAAAAAGUUAAAAUUUAUACCAAAUUUGUUUUCUAUGCCCCACAAAGCUGACCAGUUUGAAAUGUGUAACAGAAUGUUUUAUUAUACACUUAGGGCCUAGGGCAGUACAGGUUAGGGUGAACACCAAACCAAAUCAUUUUCUCUUUAUAAGUAAAAACAGGUACAUAUCACACUUGAUAAGGAAAUGCAUACAAUUGGUUUAAAUUGUCUUGAAUUAAACCAGAUAUUGAACAAUUUUACAACUGAGGCAUAUGGAUAAGUAGAUCUAGAGGUCGGCUGUGUGUGUUGAAGUGGUAACAUGGUGUACUUAUUACCUAGAAAACUGGUGGUGUUAAGAAGAACCGUCAGAUUAAGGGUGGUUUCAUGUAAAUCUUAAAAUCCUGUACAAGCUAGCAGUUUUACUUACCAUUGUAACAAAUUAGUUUCUUUAUAUCCAUGUACCAUGUAGAUAGUACCAAAUCCAUGGAGUAAUAAAUAACAUUUUCCUUUUUUUUCACAUGGAAAUGUUUUUCAUAUGAGCUCAUUUUGGAUGAUAAGAUUUGUGUGAUUUUUUGUUUGUUGAACUGCUAACACCAGGCCUGCCAUAGGUUUGUUCUGUUGAUGUAUAUAGGUCAUUAUCAUGAAAAUUCGGCAGCUAUGUGAAAUUACAUGACAGUUUGUGUUUUAUUUGGGUGAAACAUUUUACAUUCAGAUCAUGUGAAACCAGUAAGAUGCACACUUAAAUAUGGUGACCUGGUUGACUAGAUUUAGAUUUACCAUGAAGGAAAAAUGGUUAAGCUGUUACUUGAAGCUGAAAAUUUCAUAUUGAGCUUUAUUUGAAAAUAUCAGAUCUAAUCUUUGUUACAUUAAAUAUGUUUCACUCUAUGGAUGGUUACUUUAAAUUCAAAUUACAUGUUUCCUAUACCCAAGAUGUUGUGGAGAUGUUCAAUGGUGAUUUUCUGAGCACAAAUUUGUUCUGUACUGUAUGGGUAGAAAAGACAAUAAUUCGUGAAUGGCAAAAGCAGAAGUGUACUUCAUCAUUGAGCUUGGCAUUCUUGAAUAUAUAAAACACAAGGGCUUCAAUGGCUCAGUAUUCUACAUGUAUCUCCAAGGUCUGUCUCUAUGAUAUGAAAAUAGACUGUGGGGUUAGUAUUCUGUACCAUUCCUCUGUGGCCUACGUUAGAUGAAAAUAUUUGCACCUGCAGACUGGGAGGAGUUCAUUCGGGGAGAUACCAGUCAUAGUGGCAUCUAUUUACUGGUUAUGUAGGAUUUACAUAGUAAUAAUGUGCCGUGUCCAGUGUCCUGGUUAAUGGUAGAUGCCAACACUAAAUAUUCAGGGAUCCUCAUACCAAACGGUUGUCAUUCAUUUUGCAUGAAAUAUAUUAUGAAUUUAUCGUAUAAGAGGUAUGUAAUGUAUUGGAGUGCUCCGGAUGUGAUUGUUGUAGUAUGGUCAGUAUGUAUUUGUAAUUACUGUUGGGGAGAUGCAAGGCUAAACUUUAUUUAUUUAUACAACAUCAAAUGGAGAAAUCAUACAAAAAUUGGCUGUGCAAGCUGAAGAAGAACUACAACAUUUGAAUACCAGUGAAUUAAGUGACUAGUACUGUAUAGGUACUGGUAUGUAUUUCCUGAGGAAUUAUUUCCCUACAUUUGUUUUGAUAUACAAUCGUAUCAAUCAAAGACUACCUUUGUCUGUUAAACUAUGUUUUUGGGAUUUUUUUGUGCUUGUAGAUAGUAUGAGGAAUUUUAUAUAUAGUCUUCAUUUGUUAUCAGCCUGUACAUUUCAUUGUUUUGCUCAAACAAUCUCAUAUAUAAAUGUGGCUUGCUAUAGAAAUACAAAAUUGUUAAAUAUUUUAGUUUGUUGAAUUUAGUGUUUUUCAUAGAGCUAUAUCUUAAGUGUUAUACUUGUAUGAAAGAUAUGUUAAACUCCCUUUACUUAUAUUUGUGAGUUUGUCAACUCCCUAAACUACUUAGGGUAGCCGUGUGUGUAUACAUUGUUUGUGUGAGAGAUUGUUAAGACUCUAUCUGUUUUAUAGGAAUUGCAUAAAUAUAUUUUGGGGUAUUGCCUUUGUUACUUAUUUCUCUUGCCCUGUACUGGUGUAUUAAUCCAGCAUGAGGUAUCCUUGUCAUACUCAAAGAUGAGGAGAUUUCCCAUAACGUUACAGCAGCACAGCAUGUACACUUUGAUGACAGGGCCAGCAGGGUAAGAGAAAAUCAUUCCCCUCCUUGGGGAUGAGAAUAGGGAUCUCUGCAAUCCUUGAGGGAAAGCAAGAGCCGCCAGCUUUGUGUUGGGACAACAUACCUACCAAAGGGUUGACAUCCCCCAUUCUCAUCACCAGCCGGGUCAAGAUUCUAUUGGUCAUUUUUUUCAUUGUUAUGUUUAGUGGUCAUUUAUUUUCACUCCACUUUUGACCUCUGGCGGCUGUGUUUUAACAGCUGACGAAAGGAAGUAUUAGGCAUAUUCUGUUAAAAUUGUUUGUUGUAUUCGAAGAAAUGGCAUAUAUGUUGCAUCAGAUUUCUGUUGUAAGUAUUUCGUUGAUAUUGACCAGGCUUAACUUUUGUCAUUACUAUCAGGGGCCGUUGGUACAGCCAGAGGUCUAUUGCCUUGCUCGGUAAAACAUGUUAGAGGUUCAUAACCUUACAUGUCUGCUAGAUGUACAUAUCUUGCAUGACUGCACAUGCUAGAGGUGCAUAUCUUACAUGAUUGCACAUGCUAGAGGUGCAUAUCUUGCAUGACUGCACAUGCUAGAGGUGCAUAUCUUACAUGAUUGCACAUGCUAGAGGUGCAUAUCUUGCAUGAUUGCACAUGCUAGAGGUGCAUAUCUUGCAUGAUUGCACAUGCUAGAGGUGCAUAUCUUGCAUGACUGCACAUGCUAGAGGUGCAUAUCUUGCAUGACUGCACAUGCUAGAGGUACAUAUCUUGCAUGACUGCACAUGCUAGAGGUGCAUAUCUUGCAUGACUGCACAUACUAGAGGUGCAUAUCUUACAUGAUUGCACAUGCUAGAGGUGCAUAUCUUGCAUGAUUGCACAUGCUAGAGGUGCAUAUCUUGCAUGAUUGCACAUGCUAGAGGUGCAUAUCUUGCAUGACUGCACAUGCUAGAGGUACAUAUCUUGCAUGAUUGCACAUGCUAGCGGUUCAUAUCUUGCAUGACUGCACAUGUUUGAUGUAUAUAGCCUUGCAUACCUACACAGCGCACAUGUCCAUAGCCUCACAUGUCUUCACACAUCACAGGUUCAUUGGCCUGCAUGGCUACACUUGUCAGAGGUGCAUACACAUCACAGGUUCACUGCCUGUUUGGCUCUUAUUAACUACACAAUCAUUAUUUCAUUACUGUCUAUCACUGUUGUAAGGAAUGAGCUGAACAUAAUUGUUACUUGAAGAAAAAUCAAAUGUUAUCUUUGUUAUAUAAGCCAAGUGAUAGAAAUUGUGAGUGUGACUGCACCUGUUGAUGUGAUUGUGUGAGGCAUGUUGUGUCAGUAAUCCCUGACUGGGGGCUGAUGGUGUACAGGAGGUUUGAAUGGAGAAUGUUGUGUCAGUAAUCCCUGACUGGGGGCUGAUGGUGUACAGGAGGUUUGAAUGGAGAAUGUUGUGUCAGUAAUCCCUGACUGGGGGCUGAUGGUGUACAGGAGGUUUGAAUGGAGAAUGUUGUGUCAGUAAUCCCUGACUGGGGGCUGAUGGUGUACAGGAGGUUUGAAUGGAGAAUGUUGUGGCAGUGCUUUGAGAGUAUGUUGAGGGUAAGAUAGUCCUUAACUAAAGUGAACCAUCUAGUCAAAUGUUGCUGGAUUGGCUGGACAACUUUUCUUUGGCUGAAUCAGUAGAACACUUGACAGUAAUAGAUCUGGGUUAAAAUAUGAUUGCUGUUAUUACAGGGUAUGGGCUUGUUACCUUAUAAUUAUAUUAUUCUGAAAUGAUCAUAACUUGAUUGAAAAUAAUUGGGUAGGACAUGAGAUGGUGUUAGAUUUUUUUUUAUCAUAAAAAACACUCACUUGAAAGUUAUUUAUAAGGGGCAUUUGAGCGAAUAUGUAAAACUGCAAUAUUUUAGAUAAAUAUAAUUAUGUUUGAAAAAAGUGCUGGUUCAAAUGUAAGUUCAAAUUAUGAAUCAAUUAAGUAUGCUUCAUUGGGUAAGCUGUUAGUCACUAGCUUCUCUGGAGAACAAAAAUGUGAUAGAUGUGCAGUAGUAUUUAAAUAUUUCUUGGCAUUGUAAGUGAAAAGUAUUUUGAACAAAAAGGAAAUAUUCUGUUUACUGUAUUAUAUAUUUCUGAUAAUUGUGAUUUCUAGGUGAAACACAUGUUUAUUGAUUUCUUAACUUAGAAAGAAAAUCUUAGUUGUAUUGUACAAAUUUGAAUUAUUUUUCUUGCAUCAACUUAGGAAAAUAUUCAAACAACAUAAUUAUGAAAUCUUGACAGAAUGGAAGCAUUGAUGAUCAACUUUGUGUAUGUACAAUGGCUGUGAGGGGUGUGCUAUUGACUGGUAUAGGGCUCUGUUAAACACCUCAGGAAUAGAAAUUUCCUGGGCUGGUCUUCAUACACAAUCAGUAAUUCUUUGCCUUGACUGAGAAGUUAAAAAUCAAACAUUUUACAAGCAAAACAAUUAUUUUGAAUUAAGUAUGCAUGCAAUAUAUUCUUUGAACCUCUCUUUUUGUGUCUUCUUCGAGCACAUAAACAAGAGGACAAAUUAAAUUCAGAGCUUGAAAUUUAUGUGUAAGGUGCACUUUCUAAAUAAAAUUAAAUUCCAAUCAUGGCAGAAAUGUAUGCUAUUAAAAAUAAUUCAUAGUUAAAAGCAUUUAGAAGAAAUGUGUGCUACACAAUGUUUAUUAGGUGAAAUUUAUGUACAAUUGUAUGUGUCAUAGUGCUGUACAUAUUAACAUCAUUUACUACACGGGUCAAAACACCUUGUAAAAUUUCAUUGCUUUUUAUUCAUCCUUAUAUUGUGUUCUUGUUUGUGACAUUAGGCAGCAAUCUUUCUUUAUAUUUUACAAAUUUGGAGGCCCCAAAUCUGGACAACAUUCAUCUGGAGGUACUUUAAUUACAUUUGAGGGCCCCAAGUCUGGCUUCCAUGAAAUAGUAUUGAAACAUAAUAUUCCAUAAAAUGGUAUUGAAACAUAUUACAUCAGGAGUGUUGAGAUGUUUCCAUAAUUUUAACUAAAUUCUGUUUCGCUUUUUAUGAUUUGAAAGUUUUUUUUUAUUAAGAAUGGAGAGUACAGUUUUGUACACAAUAGUUGUAAUGUAGGUUCAUUGACACAUUCAGUCAAUGCAGUGUUUUAUUUUUGUAAUAUAAAUUUUUGUUUUAUUUUUAAUCAAAGGCUAUUGACCUUUCAAAAAAUUAAUGUAAAUUUUAGAUUUGUUUUACAAUGUGACUAUGAGGGAGCGAUUGUGAAUAUUUGGGUGAGAGUGUUUGUGUGCUUUCAUUGAACUAUUUUAUAUACCAUUGUGAUAAGCAUCGUUAAAAAUUGAAUAAUUUCUUGCUCAAAUCAGAGCAUUGGCCCCAUGUUUAGGAUGUGGUAAUGUUGAGUGUUAUACUGUGAGUUUAAAACCCAGUUUGUGUGGCAUCUUGCACACUUUGUUAAUGCGUCUGUUAUUGUAAUGUCAUUUGGUCAGUAAUACACCCAGCAUACAUCAGCUCUGUCUACAAACAUAAUGGAGAUCAUUUUAGUCAGCCAUUAAAAAAGAUAAAAAUUGCAUUCUUAUAAAAAGGAAAAAAAUGAUUCUGUGAAGAAAUUCUUACUUGGAAAAUUAAUAAUUUAAACUAUCCAAAUCUUUAAUCCUAGUACCAGGACAUUGAACAUAAUUAAGGUUAACGCCAUUAUAAAGGUAAUUCCUAGAUAACAAGAGCUAGAUGACAAAGCUGGAAUUAAGAAUAGAGGUGUAUGUAUGGUUUAUGUGUUACUGCGUGUAUCAGAUUUAUAUAGAUAUAUCAUAUACAUACUACAAGCUAUAUGGUCAGCUUCCCCAGCUUGUUUGUUGGUCAAAGCCUUUCAAGUUGACUGUUGUGUUGAUUGAUUCAGCUGUACAGUACUGAGGUAUUGUGUAUAUUUUGAAGAGCUGAUAAAUUCUAUUCAUUGUUACUUUAUUUAGUGUAUAUGUGGAAUCACAUUAUCAUCCAUGUCAUCUGAAUGUCCAGUCACUGAUUCUGCAUGUGUCGUCCUGUAUUGUAGUGAUGAAGACACUAGAUAAACUGUUUGUGGGGCUGCUAUACAGAGUCCCGUCCACGUGCUCUUACAAACUUGUACAGAGAUGAUAUAUAUAUAUAUAUAAUGCUAUAUCAGUGUAAAGAAUUUUACAGGAAUUCAUGUGGAAUAAAUAGAUGAAAGUCAA